Botrytis byssoidea is the source of this 987-nucleotide messenger RNA. RefSeq lists its product as uncharacterized. The coding region runs from base 1 to 987 and encodes 328 amino acids. NCBI's taxonomy places the organism in Eukaryota, Fungi, Ascomycota, Leotiomycetes, Helotiales, Sclerotiniaceae. The record is from RefSeq and is a predicted model, not a curated record. The transcript has 3 exons.
AUGACAGCUGCAGUUGCGACUCAACCCCACAAUCUUCCGCUCCUCGUUACUACCGAGACGUGUCGAGGCCGUACUUACAUUGUUACUGGCGCCAACACCGGCCUCGGGCUUGAAGCUGCCAGGCAUCUUGUUCGACUAGGCUCUGCCACCGUGAUUAUGGCAGUACGUGACCCAUCUUCCGGCCUUCGCGCUCUGACUGAUAUUGAAUCAUCAACCGGGAUUUCUGGUGUAGCUCAAGUUUGGGAGCUUGAUCUAUCUUCAUACGCUUUUGUUAUAGCUUUUGGGAAAAGAGUUAUGGAGGAAUUUGAUAGAAUUGAUGCAGUGAUAGAGAAUGCUGGGGUAGCUUCAGGAGAAAGAAUCAUCAAAGAGGGACAUCUGCUUACAAUUACAGUUAAUGUAAUCAGCACUAUACUAUUGGGAGUCUUGCUGCUUCCAAAAUUGAAGGAGUCUGGGGAGCGAUUCGGAAUCUUACCGCAUUUGGUUAUCGUAACGAGUAGAGUCGGUUUUGAUUUUGGGGAGGACUGGAUGAAGAUCAAGGAUGACCCAAUAGUGAAUUCGAAUACGGAAGAGAUGACUCCAAAGGCGUAUCCACUGUCUAAGCUCCUUGAGAUAAUGGCAAUCCGCCAUCUUACUGGUCUUCUUCCCCUUCAACAAACUGGAGUUGUCAUAAAUCUAGUGUGCCCCGGUCUUUGUAAGACCGAUCUUAGCCGCAGCGUCCCCCCCAGACUUCGUGAAAGAAUAGCUAAGCAAAAGGAGCAAUAUGGGCGAACUGCCGAAGAUGGCAGUCGAACAUUAUUGUACGGCGCAGUUGUGGGCGAAGAUAGUCAUGGGUGUCUUUUGGAAUCCUGUACCAUUGCCGAGAAUGUAAUACCUAGUUGGGUAACUGACUUGGAUGGCAGGAAAUCGCAGAAGAUUGUUUGGGACGCUAUUGCAGAGGAGCUGGAAACGAUUGAGCCUGGAAGUGUAGAGAAGAUAUUCAAAAGAUGA